CAUGACCUCCGCGGGGUGCUUAGCCGGGGUUCCCCGCGUCGCGCCUCGCGCGCGCGCCGGGGCGGCCCUCGGUCGUCGACGACGGCCCCGCGUCGCGAGCCCCGCGUUCGCCUCCUCCGCGAACGAUCGCGACCCGUGGCGCACCGAACCCGACCUGCCUCCGCCCCGCGAGAUCCCGCAUCACAGGGACAGCCUCGGCGAGAAGCUGACGGGGGUGCUGACCGAGUUCCUGGUGCGCGCCCCCGCGCAGUUCCUCGUCGAGAACGUCCUCGCGCCGCUGUACGCCCGCGGAGAGGGCGACCGAGCCGGCGCGCGGCGACGGAACCGGCUUCCACCCGGCGCUUCCACCACCCCGAAUGGAGAGACAUCGAUCGCGUCGUCAGACUGCGACGGGCGCGGGAUGUACCUCGACGUCGAGACGGACUCGUGCGUGUACAUAUGCCGCGAGGGGUACGUGUGGGACGCCGCCACGCGGUCGUGCAAGCUCAUCGUGACCAACCCGGAGUCCCGCGCCGCCACCGUGGACGCGCACGUGCCCGCCGUCGGGCGCAAACCGGGCGGCGGUAAAGCGGUUCGAAAACCCGAGGCGCCCGGCGCGUUGCCAGACGCUCUGGAGGCGAGAUUCUACGGGAACGGGCGGGACGAGUCGCCGCUGGACGGGGUGGUGCGUUGGGCGGUGAACAGGAUGGUGGGCGGCGGUAAAGACAAGGAGAGGUGCGCCGUGGGGUUCUUCUACGACGCCAAGGCGAGGAAGUGCACGCCCAUUUGCAGGCCGGGGUACGUGUACGAUCCGGUGUCGAAAAAGUGCGUGUCAGCCGACGUCACCGAUCGGCUCCCGUUGUGAUGAUACUCAUAGGAACACC
This is a messenger RNA of Micromonas commoda, 863 nucleotides long. RefSeq lists its product with no specific name. The transcript has a single exon. The record is from RefSeq and is a predicted model, not a curated record. Lineage: Eukaryota; Viridiplantae; Chlorophyta; Mamiellophyceae; Mamiellales; Mamiellaceae. The coding region runs from base 2 to 844 and encodes 280 amino acids.